AAAUCAUUCAUUUGUGUACCAUGCACCUAGUGACCCUGAAUUCUAUCCGUUAGUAAUAAAUUGUAGAAACACUAUAGUAUAUAUAGCUCAUGUCGGUGCCUUUCUUUAGUCCUUUUUUGCACUUCUGCCAUUUGCUGAGUAUUAAUAAAACUUAUGCUCAUAAAUUGUGUGAACUCUUCUCUCUUCCUUUUUUCUUCUUCAAUCCAAUACCAGACACUUAUUUGUAGACAAAUCUCUACUUUUCCAUUCUCUAUUCUCUAUUCUCUAUUCUCCAGUUUUCUUCAACCUAGGGACAAUGAAUCAAUGGGUUGGAUCACUUUUCCUAUGCAUUUUGGGCAUGUUGCUUCUGAUGAACGGGUCAGUAGUGGCGGAGGUGGAGACAUGCUCGGGGAUAGUGCCAAUGCAGUAUAGGUAUGAUAAGAUAUCAUUAUUGGACUAUGGAGGUGUAGGUGACGGACGGACGUUGAAUACGAAAGCGUUUAUGGAAGCAAUUUUUCGAAUUCAGCACUUGAAGAGGAGGGGUGGAACGUUGCUUUACGUACCUGCUGGUGUAUAUUUGACUGGUCCAUUUAAUCUUACUAGUCGAAUGACUCUUUAUCUGGCCCGUGGUGCUGUUAUCAAAGCCACUCAAGAUGCCAGUCAAUGGCCAUUAGUUGAUCCAUUGCCUUCAUAUGGGAGAGGAAGAGAGCGACCUGGUGGAAGGUAUAUGAGUUUACUCCAUGGAGACGGGCUCCAUGAUGUGAUUAUCACUGGUGAGAAUGGUACUAUUGAUGGCCAGGGUGAUGUUUGGUGGAAUAUGUGGAGGCAAAGAACUCUUCAAUUCACAAGACCUCAUCUCAUUGAACUAAUGAAUUCCAGAGGCAUAAUCAUUUCUAAUGUCAUUUUCAAGAACUCCCCCUUUUGGAAUAUCCAUCCUGUUUAUUGCAGCAAUGUUGUUAUUCGAUAUGUCACCAUAUUGGCUCCAGCUGAUUCUCCAAACACCGAUGGAAUUGAUCCAGAUUCAAGCUCCCAUGUCUGCAUAGAGGACUCUUACAUUUCCGUAGGGGAUGACCUAGUAGCUGUGAAGAGUGGGUGGGAUCAAUAUGGCAUUGCUUAUGGUCGCCCUAGUCAUGGCAUAACCAUCCGAAGGAUCACUGGAUCAUCUCCAUUUGCUGGAAUUGCUGUUGGAAGUGAAACUUCCGGUGGCGUAGCGGAUGUUUUAGCUGAGCAUAUAAACCUUUUCGACAUGGGAGUUGGCAUUCACAUUAAGACAAACAUUGGUCGAGGAGGGGUGAUCAGAAACAUCACGGUCUCAAACGUCUACAUGGAAAAUACACGAACAGGGAUUAAGAUUGCAGGUGAUGUUGGAGACCAUCCAGAUGAAAAAUUCAAUCCGAAUGCUCUUCCAGUGGUUAAGGGUAUCAAGAUUAAGGAUGUUUGGGGUGAAAAGGUUUUACAGGCUGGUUUGAUCCGUGGUUUGAAGAAUUCCCCUUUCUCUGGAAUUUGUCUCUCCAAUAUCAACCUUCAUGGCAACAACCCCGGACCACGAAAUUCCCCUUGGAAAUGCUCAGAUGUUAGCGGAGCUGCAAUUCAAGUCAGCCCUUGGCCUUGCUCAGAACUCACCAGCAGCCAACAAACUGGUUAUGUGCAUGGUGGAAAUGGUGGUGGCAUAGUCUGUUAGGAAGCCUAGAUGAUCUGGCUCGAAAGUGGCGGUUGAUCGGACGAAGCCGGACAAACGUCAAAGGUAAUGGCUUGAUCUCUUUUCCCUUAAGUUCAGGAAGAUCUUGAUUCUCUUGAACAUGGUGAGUCUCUUUGUCAAGCUUGUUUGUGGGGGUGGCGUCGCGUUCGGGGAGAGUACGGGGAAGUUUGAUAUCAUUUUCUUGUUGAGUUAAGGGUGUGCGAGCAAAUGAGAGGGUGAAGAAGAGGAAGAAAACGGCAAUAGAGAGUUUGGUCAUUGUGUAAAGGAAACUUGUUUGUUUCUUUCUUGAGGAACAAAAAGGAAAGAUAUGGUUUUAUAUAGGAUAAAGCAACGGCAAAGUCGGUUGACCAUCAGUGUGAAUGAAUUAUUAUUUCCUCAUUUGGAAAGGUGGGCAGUAAAUAUGGGGAAAGAAGAGGGUAAGAAGAGGGGAAAAUGUAGUGACAUUUGAAUCCCACAUUAUUUGUGUGUAGAGGGAAAUAGUAACUAUUUGGUGGAUAAAAUUAUUGAUACUUGUGCGGGUGAAAUGUAGCAGGUACUCGAUAUAAUAUGUUUAUAAGCCGCUACUAAUUAAAAAUGUUUAACUUGAUCAGUCCAUAGUGGCAAUACGUCUCCAUUGAGAGGGGUUUGUUUCCAUAAAAGAAUUGUAUUUCUUACAUCACCUUUUUUCACUCUUGUAGCUGGGCUGUUUGUUGGAAAAACUUUGUUCCCAAAAUAGAAAAUUAGAAAAAUAGAACAUAGAAACUUAGAACAGAAAAUUCAAAAAUAAUUUCGAGCCCGCAAAUUUCUUGUAUAUCCUUAAGGAAUUUAAUCUUUUAACUGUUGCCCAAGGUAUACGAAUUAAUUCCUUCUAGGAUAGAACAGAAAACUAUUCUGUAAAAGCGGGACGUUAAUUUACAGAACUUCGGCGAACUCAAAUGGAAGAACAAAUCACACUUAACACUUAUGUUUAUUUUGGAAAACAAUGUAUAGAAAGGGAGAAAUUUCAUUCAGUGUAUGAAAAAUUAAGAGGUGCAAUUCAAAAGGUGCCUCUCCGCCGACAGUCGGUGACAAAACCUACACUGUUCCAUUUGUCAUUGGACAAGGUAGGUUGAAUUAAAAACAGAAGAAAACCAUAAUAUAAAAAUGUAGCAUUAUUAAUUUAUAAAUGUGUGGAGGAUUCAAGUAAAACCCCCUGGACCGAUAUUAUCGAGAUAGAUCCACAAAGUAUUAAUGACGCAGUUUAGUUACAAUAUAAGAACAAAAGAGAGAUCAAUGUUUUCUUGAUAGUGAAGUAUAUUUUUAUAUGUUUUAUGAAGCAGGUGACGCAGAGGCGGAGCUAGAAUUUUAAGCUUAUGAAUUUGGAAUUUUAAUCGCCUUAAGUUAUUGAGUUCUAAAUUAAUAAUUUAUAUAUAUUCAAUGAAUAUAAGACAAAUGUAGGGUUAGUUCGACCCAAAGCUACUGGGUUCGGCCGAAUCCGCUCUCGGCAAUCUAGCUCCGCCCCUGUUAACGACGCUUCAUGUCCUUUCCCUUGUCCGCUCAAAUAUUUAGCCUUGAUUUAUUUGAUCGUUACUAUCUUUUUAAUUUUCUUUUUGUGGCAUUAGGAAAGGCUAAGUAAAAAAGGAAAUGAACGUAAAUACUUAUAUGUACCCGAUGCUUACAUAAAAUUAAACAAGUUAAUCUUUAACAGUUAAAAAUUAAAGUUUAAAUACAUAUCAUAUAGUUAUCAUAAAGUGAUAAAUAUAUGUAUGACAAACAAAUAUCUUGCAUUCAUUAAUUUGACGUAAAUAUUUAAUGCAAGUAAAUUUUUAUCACACAAUAAUUAGAAGGUUACAUCAGUGGACACAGGACAAUAUGAUUCCAUGACAUCAACUUCAUUUGAUCUAGCGAAUAUACUAUCAUGAAUUUAGUACGUAAGCAAGUAUAAACCAAGGUAUAUAUAUCCAAACCAAUAAUUAUUUGUGUUAAAAACAAGGAUUCAAACUCACUAUCUCCUUAAAUCCCAUAAAUAUAUUAAUCCUAAACAUCAUAUAAAACUAUUUUUACCACCUGGAAUUCGAUGUAUUCUAAGAUACUAUAACCAAUAAGACAACACCCCAAACACAAUAAAUUCUCUCCAAGAAACCUCUUUCAGAAAAUUUCCUUAAAUUUACAACCAUUUUUUUAGUUAAAAAGAAAAAAAGAUGUUAUCAAGAGCUUUUGUCACUAAACACCAAGUUAGAAGGAACUUCAACGACCAUGAAGAAAACAGCUGCAGAUCAAUGUCUAUACAUGAGUACGAGGAAUUCAUCAUCGGAUUCAAACAAGACGUCCCCCUCGUAUUUUUCGACGAAAAUAACGAUCCUAAUCAUAACCAUGGUAAAACAGUCGCUCGUUCUUGUGAGCCAAGAUUGACACUAAAAGAAGUGUUGAGGGCUUCAGCUGGGGUUAUGGGAGAGUCUCAUUUUGGUAUGACUGAGAAAGUUGUGCUUUUAAAAGGGAAAAUAUGUGCUCUAAAAAGGUUUAGGAAAGUGGUUGUGAAAAAUAGUGAAUUUGGGAAAAGAAUUGAGAAAUUUGCUAGGGUUAGUAGAGAGUGCAAGCAACUUGUUCCAAUCACAGCUUAUUUAUACUCAAAGAGGAUCAAGUUUGUUGUUUGUGAUUAUUAUCC
This is a messenger RNA of Nicotiana tabacum (common tobacco), 4301 nucleotides long. RefSeq names its product putative polygalacturonase. NCBI's taxonomy places the organism in Eukaryota, Viridiplantae, Streptophyta, Magnoliopsida, Solanales, Solanaceae. Gene Ontology annotation, biological process: carbohydrate metabolic process. The record is from RefSeq and is a predicted model, not a curated record. Gene Ontology annotation, molecular function: polygalacturonase activity.